Molecule: messenger RNA, 14742 nt
Organism: Eimeria tenella
Lineage: Eukaryota; Apicomplexa; Conoidasida; Eucoccidiorida; Eimeriidae
Product: Dynein heavy chain protein, related
Exons: 25
Coding region: 1-14742 (4913 amino acids)
Biological process (GO): microtubule-based movement
Cellular component (GO): dynein complex
Molecular function (GO): ATP hydrolysis activity; minus-end-directed microtubule motor activity; dynein light intermediate chain binding
Source: RefSeq, a predicted model, not a curated record
AUGGAUCGCACAGUUGAGAGGGCAAAGGUGUCCCUAAUCAACUUCCUCCUAGAGGUUACGCCACCUCUCCUUGGGUGCAGCCGGCAGCAACUGCAGAAGCUGCUUUCCAUCAACUCAGAGACAGUCCUUAAGCCUUUUCUUGUAGAACAGCAGCCUGGGGUGUUGGUCAUCGGCAAAGAAGCCUCGCGUGAAGCUGUUGCGGACAAGGCACCGGGAAGUGGGGUUCAGUUUGCACAGCCAGGGACAGCAGACUUCGACGCAGACGAUGAAGAGGAGAACUACAACUUAUAUGUCGACCUCGGCUUUGUUGCGAGAGCUGGUGGAAGGUCAUGCAGCGUCGCAUUUCUCAAGCGACCAGGCUUCAGCCUAGCAGACGAGAACACCGCCGAGCAUGGAGCCCAGGAAGGAGAGGAGGGUGCGGGUCGGCAGGUCCACACUGUCACAAAACCCAUAGGCCCUCAGCUUGCCCUCAUGCGUUGUGGGUUUGGGGAGGAAGAGAGCCUCCUUGAUGUAACAGAGAUGUACAUGCAGCGCGGUUUUGGCCCACUGCUGAAAACCGCCUCAGAGGAGGAGACUGCAGCAGCAGCCACCGAAGGAGGAGGAGAGGGAGGUGCAGCGGAAGAUUCUACGGCCCGCGCAUCUCACGGCAUACAAACUGUGAGUAAGAAGCUUAGGGAAUUGGUUCUGGCAGUGCAACAAGCACAGCAAAACGUGGAUAUCCCUCUCAUUGAACUGCCCAUUGAUUCGGUUAUAAAGGCGGCCGUCAUGAAAGCAGCAGCUGAAAAGCGCAAGCCCGUAGUGGAUGACAUCGGCGAUAAAAUUCACGAUAGCACAUACCUUAUUGCUUUACAAAGCCACGUCAAUCGUUGGAUCAAGGAUAUCCAGAAGGUCUGCAGAAUGCAGCGAGAUCCUAGUACUGGCACUGCUGCAGAGGAGGUGAAUUUCUGGCUUGGUUUUGAGCGGGCACUGAAACAUGUGGAAGACCAGCUCAAAACUACCGAGGCUGAAUUCACACUGACUGUUCUGAAACAUACGAGGAAAGUUUUUGCUACAAUGUCCUUUGAGCAAGACUCUGGACUAAAACAAGCGACAGAAGUGGUGCAGAACACGAAUAUUCUUAUGCGGGAUUUUCCAUUGAACGACCUGUGCAGCGCACAAACUGUUGAACAGCUGACUCAGGCGGUACGCACAAUCUUCGGCCACAUGCGGAAGCUGAAGAAUGCGACUCUCUACCCGUUAAGUCGUGCCUACUUCCUUGUAGAGGCGCUUAGUAGGGACCUUUCAACACAGCUCCUAAGCAUUACAUCAAGGCAAAAUCUAAUUUCCAUGGCAUAUGAGGAAUUUGAACACACAGCAGCUGGCUGCUCAGAGUUGUUCCGCACUUGGGAUGAAGAGGUGCGUCACUUUCGAGAAACCGUGAGGGAGUUGUCAAAAAAGAGGGGACUCAACGAGCGGCCACCCUCGAAGCUUGUUUGUGAGCAUGUUGUUUUACAAGAACGGAUUGUUGAGGUUCGACAGUUCAGACGGCAACACCACCGGCUGAAGGAGGUCCUUAACAGGGUUCUUGGAGACGGUAGUGGUAGAGAUGUCGCGGCACAAAAGGACAUCACUGCAGCCUAUCAAAUUAUUGAAGCAUUGGACGUCUUGGACGUGACCCAAAGUGGGCAGGAGGCGUGGGAGGCCGGCCAAAAAGCAUAUGACACGCGUAUUGACCGCGUGGAGUCACAGAUAACAGCAAAGCUGCGAGACCGCCUUGGGGCAUCAAAGACAUCAGCCGAGAUGUUCCGCGUUUUCUCGCAAUUCAAUGCACUCUUCUUCAGGCCGCGCAUCAGAGGUGCUAUUCAGGAAUAUCAGACUAAGUUAAUUCAGGUAGUUAAGGAGGAUUUGAAGCGACUUCAGGGAAGUUUUCUCGAAGGAUAUCAGAAGAUUGAAUCAACAACUAUGGCAGAGGUGCGAGAUAUGCCACGAGUUGCAGGGAUGAUUGUUUGGGGUAGACAAGUUGAGAGACGGCUAGAUGCCCUCGUUCAGAGGAUCCAAGAUGUAUUGGGCAAAGGAUGGGAACAGCACGUUGAAGGGCAAAGGCUAAAGCACGAUAUUGACUUUUUUCGAGCCAAGCUCAACCCACAGGAGCACUUUGACGGCUGGCUCAAUCUUGUAAGAGACCAAAAGCGCCUGGACACAAGCGACCGUAUUUUUGUGUUGAGGGAUUGGGGAGCUGGAAGAUUGGAGUUGGCUGUGAAUUUCGACAAAGAUAUGCUCACUCUGUUCAAAGAGGUACGCCUGCUGUCGGCGCUGCAGUUCCGAAUCCCGUAUUCUGUUAAAGUUAUGGCAGAUGAGGCGAAGGUCUUGUACCCAUUCGCCAUCACUCUUCAAGAAGUCUUGCGAACGUACGUUGAGUCGUGUGCACGCGUGGGAGACACAAUUUCGAGCCCUGCGCCACCAUCGGGGGCGGAUGCUGGAGAAGGUGAGGCCGUUGUCGCCUUACUAGUAGCUUCGUACCAACGCGAUUCUCAGGGAAAACUCGCCGAGGGCAUGAGCCUUCGAUGGGACUCAGACCGUCUGGAAACAUAUGUAAAGCGACUGGCAGAAACUGUUUAUAUAUUUGAGGCGAAGGCGGAAUUUGCUCUGCAGCAGCACAACAAGGCCAUCAAGGAAAUCGACACUUUGAAGGACAAGCCUGUAGAUGCUCCAUACCAAGAUAUCCUUGCUGUGCUGCAAAACGUUCAAAAGUUGAUCGAAGAGCAACACCUGCAGAACUACUCCAAUAUCAGGGGAUGGACAAAGGUGCUCGAGAACCGUGUUGAAGCAAUUCUAACACAACGGCUUAUCAAACUAGUGGAGGAGUGGACCGUACAAUUCGAGAACUGGCCAAAUAAGGGCACCGCCCUUAUUCAGAAUGGCAUUGUGUUGGAGAUUCAAGUUAGGAAUCAAGUACUUCAAGUUCAUCCAGCAGUGGAAGCAGCGCGGCAGCUCUGGAUGGGAUCUCUGCACCGCAUUAUGGCAUCUGUUUGCUUGUUGCCGCGAUUUAAUUCAAGAAACAGCGCUAGGCCUCUGAAGUUUGGGGGAGAACCGACAGCUUGGGAUUAUGAAGAUUCUGAAGAUGAGGCCCUUGAGAACGGCGAUCCCAUGAAGCCCAAAUCAGGUGGUACCUACAGGGCGAUCGCUUCUCGGAUUCCCCCGGAAGUCAUCGACAAAGCUCAUUCCGCCAUUGACAGGGUUAUGGGUAACGUAGAAGAGUACGUAGCAAACUGGAUGCACUAUCAAGUUUUGUGGGACGUUGAUGUGAGUGAGGUGCUCGGCAAACUUGGAGACGAUAUUGAGACAUGGCAGCAGCUACUGAACGAAAUCAAGCAGGCUAGGAGCCCUUUCGAUAAUACCGAAGCUCGAACAAUGUUUGGGCCCACAAUUGUAGAUCACCAUCAGGUACAAGCGAAGCUUAACACCAGGUAUGACGCUUGGCAUCGCGAUAUUUUGCACGCUUUUGGGCAAAAGGUAUCUGCAAAUGCGAGCUCUGUUUUCACUUCUCUGCACGCUAUGGUAGCCGAUCUGGAAGAACAAGGCCAAGUAGCAGAUCCCACUGAAACUGCCAUGAACGCGGCAACGUUUCUGUCGAUGUCCGAGGCACAAAUGUCUGCUCUCAUCAGCAGUCAAGGGCUGAUCGGAGAUGAGCUGGUUUCAAACAUAGUGUCAAAUCUCACGAAAUUUCUCCUGAAGUUGCAGGAAGCCAGCAAGUUAGAGCCAAAGUGGAGCACUACGAUUGACAAACUGAGAGCCAGUGAGCGCCUUUUGGAAAGACAGCGGUACACGUUCCCGAGUGACUGGCUGUGGAUCGACCAGAUCGAAGGCGAAAUGGAGAUGUUUUCCCAGUUGUUGAGGCACCAGGGGAUGAUGGUAGAACAAGCGAAAGAACAACUUGUCACUCUUGUGACGCAGUUCGCAGCGACACUUCAGGAAAAACUUCAGCAGCUGUACUCCGAUUGGAUGUUGCAGCGUCCUGUGAGGGAUGAUAUUGCGCCUGGCCACGCAAUGAGCAUCCUGAGACAAUACGAGCAGCAACUUGAAAAGAUAACAUCCGACUACGAAUGUGGGGAGAAGGCAAAGGCAGCCUUGGGUGUGGAAGACACUGCGUUGAGCUCUGGGGGCGAGACAUUUUCACCGUCUGCUCUGGCAGAGGAAAUCGCAGACAUGAAGGGAGUUUGGGAAGCCCUCGGUGGGCUGCACAAGGAGCUAACUGGGCUUCGUGAGACUGUGUGGGCAGCUGUAGUUCCGAAACAAAUUCGAACUUCAUUAGAAUCGCUGCUGGAGAGAAUAAAGCAAAUACCAGCCCGGUUCCGUCAGUAUGAAGCGUUUGAGGAGUUGAAACAGAAGAUUAAUAAGUUUCUUUCGCUAAAUAUGCUAAUCACCGACAUGAAAACGGAUUCCCUGAAGGAGAGGCAUUGGAAGACCAUCCUUUCCAAGCUAAAAAUCCGGAAGUCCGUAACAGAUAUGACAAUCGGAAAUCUUUGGGAUGCUGACUUGACUGCAAACGAAGCUGAAAUCCGCGAGGUCUUGAUACAGGCACAGGGUGAGUCUGCCUUGGAGGAAUUCCUACGCCAAGUUAAGGAUGCCUGGAGAGAAAGGGAAUUUGUCAUGGUGCCCUGCGGGAACAAGUGCAAAGUAAUCAAAGGUUGGGAGGACCUCUUUCAAAUUAUCGAUGACCAGCUGGCGUCACUUCAGUCCAUGAAGAUGUCCCCUUUCUUCAAGAUAUUCGAGGAGGAAGCUCUGGCUUGGGACGAAAAGCUAAACAGGCUGCGCAUCCUUUUGGAUAGCUGGGUGGAAGUGCAGCGCAAAUGGCUCUAUCUUGAAGGGGUAUUCUCCGGUUCCCAAGAUAUUCAAAUGCUCCUUCCUGCUGAGCAUCAGCGAUUUAGGGGAAUCGACGCAGAGUUUAAGGGCAUCAUGAAGAAAGCAGACACCACAAAAAUAGUGUUGGAGAUAGCGUCCACUGAGGGUCUCGGUCGUCAGUUAGAACGAUUGUCAGACUUGCUUUCUCGAAUUCAAAAGGCGCUUGGAGAGUAUCUUGAGAAGCAAAGGGAGCAAUUUUCCCGGUUCUACUUUGUUGGAGACGAAGAUCUCUUGGAGAUGAUUGGCAACGCAAAGGACGUGAAGCUUGUGCAGCGCCACAUCAGCAAGCUUUUCGCGGGAAUCGCUGCGCUUGAGACUGAUCCAGAGGACCCUACAACAAUAACAGCAAUGACAUCGCGUGAGGGAGAAGUUGUUCCUUUUGUCAGCGGCGUCUCAAUUCUACAGUAUGCGUCUCUCAAGGACUGGAUGAGCGCAGUGGAAUUGCAGAUGACAGUUUCGUUGGCUGAUAACGUAUCGAGGGCUUUAAAGCAAUUGGAACAAUUUGACGUGACUGAAAUAACGAAAAUGGCGACAGGAGGUGACCCUCUGGAGAAUCCCUUCAUCAAGUGGAUCAAAGAUUUUCCACUUCAGGCGUUGCUUCUAGCAAUGAAUAUUCAAUGGACGAAGAAAUGCGAGGCUGCAUUAUCGGCAGAUGACUCACAACAGCCAAUGAAAGCAGCAGAACAGACAGAGCAUCCCUUGGAAUCUUCAGCCUUAAAAGACUGCGUGGCACUUCUUGGGUUUCUCGCCGAUCGCGUUGUUCAGGAUAUAGGCCCUCUUGUGAGGAGUCGAAUCGUUCAUAUGAUCACUGAAGUGGUCCAUCAAAGAGACGUCUGCAGGUCCCUGGUGAGGAACAAUAUUACCUCCAGGAAAGACUUCGGAUGGCUCGAGUGCAUGCGUUUCUACUUUACUCAUCCCCCAUCUUCGGGCCCCAUAAUUCCGCAGGGUCUGCUCAAAGUGUGCAUGGCCGAUGCGGCCUUUGACUACGGAUUUGAAUAUUUGGGAAUGGCAGAACGACUUGUGCAGACACCACUGACUGACAAGUGUUUUCUUACUCUCACUCAAGCUCUUAAGAUGAAACUGGGCGGAAACCCAUUUGGUCCAGCAGGAACCGGGAAGACAGAAUCAGUGAAGGCCUUAGGCUCUGCCUUGGGGAGGUAUACUCUGGUAUUCAACUGCGAUGAAACUUUUGAUUUUAAUGCAAUGGGUCGGCUCUUCUCGGGUUUGUGCCAAGUGGGCGCAUGGGGUUGCUUUGACGAGUUCAAUCGUCUUGAUGAAAGGAUUUUGUCGGCUGUAUCAGAACAAAUUUUGACCAUCCAGGUUGGGCUGCGUGAGGGCAAGAAGGAGAUAGAAUUGUUGGGAAGAGCUACGAAAUUGAACACCAACGUUGGUAUAUUCGUCACGAUGAAUCCUGGCUAUGCUGGGCGUUCCAACUUGCCAGAUAACUUGAAACAACUCUUCCGUGAGGUCGCGAUGAUCAAACCUGAUAAGCAGCUGAUCGCGCAGGUGACACUCUACGCACAAGGUUUCCGUUCUGCUGAGCGGCUGUCAAGCAAAAUCAUAUCACUAUACGACUUGUGCGAUAGGCAGCUGUCUAAACAGCCUCACUACGACUUCGGGCUACGGUCACUCAAGAGUGCACUUAGCUCUGCUGGAAAUCUUAAACGGCAGCUACUUCAGGAAGAGGCAGGAGCAGGUACAGUUGUGGAUGAUCUAGCGAUGGUGGAGACAGUGGAGCAGAAGCUUCUCAUUAGGUCGGUCACUGACACAGUCGUUCCAAAGCUUGUAGCUCAGGAUGUCCCUCUGCUUCGAAGCUUACUAAUGGGGGUCUUUCCAGGCGCAGAUAUUCCCGCCCUGGAUGAGAAGAUCUUGCUGGAGGAAAUUGAAAGACUAUGCGAGGCACGUUUCCUGGAGGCAAAAGGGGAAUGGCUUGAAAAAGUACUGCAACUAUAUCAGAUUCAGAGGCUGCAACACGGCGUAAUGCUCGUGGGUCCAGUAGGUACCGGGAAAUCUGCUGCAUGGCGUAUCCUGCUCGACGCAAUGGAAAAGGUGGACGGCAUUAAGGGAAUGUCUUACGUUUUAGAUCCAAAAGUGGUGGCAAAGGAACAAUUGUAUGGCCGACUCGAUUCCACAACCUUAGAGUGGCAAGAUGGCGUUUUUACUGCUGUAUUACGUAAGAUUUUAACAACGACACAAGAGUCAGGGAACAGCGCACAGCAGCGGAGGCACUGGAUUGUGUUUGAUGGAGAUGUUGAUCCGGAUUGGGCAGAAAACCUCAACUCUGCACUUGAUGACAACAAGCUACUCACUCUUCCAAAUGGUGAGAGGUUGGAAAUCCCAAAUUGCAUUCGACUUCUUUUCGAAGUGGAAACCCUCAAGUAUGCCACGCUUGCCACAGUCAGUCGAUGCGGAAUUGUGUGGUUUGCAAGCUCGGUCUUGCCCGACGAAGUGGUGUUUCAGCAUCAUCUAGAAGAGAUAGCUGCUGGCACUGCGUCGACAGAAGUUAUUCUUCAGGGAGUUGGAGGACAGGCAAAGGGAAUCGACCGCAGUGGCUCUCGUGUCAUUACUCGUGAAAUUGCUCGCUCCGGCUCAGGAAUUGUGUCGAAGGCAAGCGUCGGCAAAUUGGUCUCCAAGGGGACCAUGACGGGCGGCCUUGCCACAGGUGGCAGAGGUGCAGCUGAAGCUGUUGCGCAGGGCAUAAAGGAGCGUUGUGUGGCUAUUCUUCAGCCCUUCUUUUGUGCUGGGGGCUUUGCAAGCCAGUGCCUUGAGCAAGCAAUGAAACAUCAGCAUAUAAUGGAGUUUACAAAAAUAAGGUGCAUUGAGAGCAUGUUUUCUCUUAUCAAGAAGGGCAUCAGUCGCGUUGUUGAGAAGAAUGAAGAACUGAGACCGACGGGGGAGUCUAUGGACGAUGACCUCAUAGCCCAAUUCAUUACAAAGUGGAUGAUCUUGUCCAUUCUUUGGGGCAUGGGCGGAUCCCUAAGCCUAGCAGCGAGGUCUGCUUUCAGUGAAGAAGUGGCGCGCUUUUGUGACUUACCGCUGCCUUCACAAUUAGCAUCUAGUGAUGCGGAUGGACAGACGUUGUUGGAUUUUGAGCCAUCUAUUGACGAUGGCCAGUGGCACCACUGGAAAUCUCGAGUGAAGCAGGUGGAAAUUGACACUCAGCAGGUGAAGGACGCGACGCUUGUCAUUCAGACUGUAGACACAUUACGACACCGUGACGUAGUUGAAGGAUGGCUUGAAGAGAAGCGGCCUUUUAUUCUUUGCGGUCCCCCGGGCUCUGGGAAGACAAUGACUCUCACGGCAGUUUUAAAAGAGCGUCCCGAUUUUGACAUAGCGUUUCUCAACUUCUCAUCAGGCUCCACUCCUGAUUUGCUGUUCAAAACUUUCGACCACUAUUGCGAACUAACUAAAACUGCGGCAGGAGGGAUGGUAAUGCGGCCACUCGUUCCUGGCCGCACCCUUAUAAUUUUCUGCGAUGAAUGUAACUUGCCGUCUCCCGAUAAAUACGGAACACAGCAUGUUAUAAUGCUAAUGCGUCAGAUUGCGGAGUCCGGGGGCUUCUGGCGCUCAAUGCCACAGUUGCAGCAAGCAUCACCUUGGGUCUGGAUUCGCGUAGAAGGCGUUCAGUUUGCAGGAGCAUGCAAUCCACCGACGGACGCUGGCCGUCACCACAUGAGCAACCGGUUCCUUCGCCAUGCCCCUAUAAUCUUCGUCGAUUUUCCAGGGAAAGAAUCACUCAUACAGAUAUACAGAACGUUCAAUCGGGCACUUCUGCGGCCGUUUCCUGACCUGUAUCCCUCGGCCGAUCCGCUAACAAUGGCUAUGGUGGAUUUCUACAUUUCGUUUUCCAGCACAUUCACAGUUGACCAGCAGCCCCAUUAUAUCUACUCUCCAAGGGAGCUGACCAGGUGGAAACUGGCCUUAGCAGAGGCAAUAACCGGGGGCGGGAAAUUUGAUGCAGAAGCUAUGACUAAGAAGUCAUCUAGCGACACAGGCUGGGAUAGAGGUGCACAGUUUGCCGGCGCAGCUGACAAUGAUUGCAUAACUCUGACUCAGCUCGUUAGAACUUAUGCGCAUGAGGGACUGAGGAUAUUUAGUGACAGACUUGUGACGGAGGCAGAAAGGGAGAAGACGGAUGCGAUGCUUGACGAAAUCGUGCGGACGCAUUUCCCCAGCGUCAGCGAUGAAGCGCUGCAGCGCCCCAUACUCUUCACCAGUCUGGCAAGUCGCCAAUACUGUGAGGUUUCUAUGCCAGCUUUGCGUUCGUUGCUUCAAGGGAAACUGCGCGUGUUCAAUGAAGAAGUUUUUCAGGUGCAGUUGGUAUUUUUCGACGAAGUUCUGCACCAUGUUGCACGCAUUGACAGAGUAUUGAGGCAGCCUUUGGGUCACCUGUUGCUAGUGGGCGCGUCUGGAGCAGGGAAGACGAUUCUAACAAAGUUUGUCGCGUGGAUGAAUGGUUUGAGCAUCUUCCAAAUAAAGGCCGGCAGGAAUUACAACACAGCAUCAUUCGAACAGGACCUUCGAGUUGUAAUGAAACGAGCCGCUCUGAAAGAUGAGAAAAUCGCAUUUGUUAUUGAUGAAUCCAACGCUCUAGGUCCAGCGUUUUUGGAGAGAAUGAAUGCUCUUCUGGCAUCAGGCGAAGUACCAGGGCUCUUUGAAGGCGACGAAUACACGGCUCUAAUCAAUGAAUGCAAGGCAGCGUAUGGGAGCGACUAUCUAGGUAGUGGGGAGUCUUCAGAGCUGUUUACCCGUUUUACGAAACAGGUGCAGAGGAAUUUGCACAUCAUUUUUACAAUGAACCCGGCGAACCCCGACUUCCACAAUCGUCAAGCAACCUCUCCCGCUCUGUUUAACAGAUGCGUAAUCGACUGGUUUGGAGACUGGGCUCAGCCUGCAAUGGAGCAAGUGGCGUUCGAGUUCACUGACUCAAUCGAGCUCUUGCCUGACAGUUUUACACCAGAAGCUAUUAUUGGUGCGAAGCCAAUUAGCAACAUUUUGAAGGAGGCUGUUGAUAAGGCGGAAGAAGAAAUGGCGCUCGAUGGGGAUGAUCUUGCGCGACGCAGCAGGCUGGCUACUGCAAUUGUGUCGUUCCACCAUGCUGUAGCUAAAAGUAAUGCUAUUCUUUCCAAAAGCGGCCGCAAGUCAAACUAUAUGACACCUCGUGACUUCCUUGAUUUCUUGCACCAUUUCCGCGGACUUGUUGCAGAGAAGAGCGACGCAAGUGGAGAGCAACAGCACCAUCUACAAGCUGGUUUGCAAACCCUAGCACAGGUAGAGCGCCAGGUUGGGGAGAUGAGAGCGGAACUGACAGAAAAAGGUGCAGUUCUCGCAGAGAAGAACGAAGAAGCUGAAAAGAAAAUGCAACAGAUGAUAAACCAGCAGGCAGAAGCUGAAAACAAAAAGAAGGGAGCGGAAGUCCUAGCGCGCAAGCUCGAUGAACAGACUGGUAUCAUCAAGGAACGUAGAGAGGCAGUAGAGGCUCAGCUUAGCGAGGUGGAGCCACUACUCAAGGAAGCUGCAGAGGCCGUUACAAACAUCCCGAAGAAAAGCCUUGAUGAACUAAAAAGCAUGGCCAACCCUCCAGCAAUGGCAAAGGUUGCGGUGGAAGCUGUCGCAGUGCUAAUCACAGAUGCUGGAGAAAAGCCUGUUUCUUGGGAAGAUGCAAGAAAGAUUUUGAAAGCCACAGACUUCAUUUCUAAGAUUCUUAACUUUGACUGCACAUCCGUUAGCUCGGCUACUCGGCGAAGAAUCCAAACAAAGUUUCUGACUGGCGACUGGGAUAUCGAGAGGAUCAACAAGGCCUCUCGCGCAGCAGGACCGCUGGCUCAGUGGGUUGAAAGCAGCGUGAAAUUUGUAUUGAUUAGUGAGCAAGUAGAGCCACUGCAGACUGAAAUCGCUCAGUUGGAAACUGAGGCACAGGAGAAUGAAGCGAAUUUACAAGAGCAGCAGUCCCUUAUUACUCAGCUGGAAGGCAAAUUGCAGCAGUACAAGCAAGACUAUGCUCAGCUGAUUAGUCAGGUACAAAGCAUAAAGCGAGAGAUGGAUGAGGUCCAGAAGAAAUGCGCGCGCUCAAUGUCAUUAUUGGAGAACUUGGGGUCGGAGAAGAGUCGGUGGUUUGAACAGUUAGAGCAAUUGAAAUUGGCUACUCAGACAUUUAUCGGAGACAGUUUGCUUGCAGCUGCUUUCUGCGCUUAUCUUGGCUUCUUUGAAUACGCGGAUCGGAAUCGGUUACUUGAAGAGUGGAGGGCAGUGCUCCAAAGGGAGUGCAUUCGUUGCCGCGCCGACCUUUCUUUCGUCGACUUCCUUUCAACACCUUCGGAAAGGCUUCAGUGGGCUGCUCAUUCUCUCCCGCCAGAUGACCUUUCAGUUCAAAACGCAAUUAUCCUGAAACGAUUCUUGCGCUAUCCUCUUAUCAUUGAUCCUGCUGGUCAAGCAAUCAACUUCUUGACUUCUUUCUUGUCCUCCAACAAGCUGUCCAAGACGUCUUUUUUGGACGGAAACUUUCUCAAGGUUCUGGAAAGCAGUUUGCGGUUUGGUUCUACCUUGGUGAUUCAGGAUGUUGAGAAGGUAGACCCGAUACUGAACCCUGUUCUCAACAGAGAAACACACAAGCUCGGCGGCCGUGUCCUGAUCACUGUUGGUGACUCCGAAAUCGACUUGUCUCCUGCCUUCUCUAUGUAUCUUGCGACGCGAGACCCUACAGCACAGUUCACACCCGACCUCUGCAGCCGUGUCACAAUGAUUAAUUUUACUUUAACGCCGUCCUCUCUCGUAAACCAGUGUCUAAACCUUAUUCUGAAGAGCGAAAGAUCAGAUAUUGACAAAAAACGGUCAGAUAUGCUCAAGCUUCAGGGAGAAUUCAAAGUAAAAAUACGCGAGCUAGAGGAUUCGCUGCUUCUUGCUCUCUCAAAUGUGAAGGGAAACAUUUUGGAUGAUGAUUCCGUGAUGUCAUCCAUGGAAAUGCUGAAGAGGCAAGCGGCAGAAGUCGCCACUGAGGCCGCGCACACUGAGGAAAUAAUGGCCGAGGUUGUGCAGACUAGCAAUAUGUAUUUGCCGUGGGCUCUCGCGGCAGGACGUAUAUAUUUCACGCUUCUCAACCUCUCAUGCGUUUCACCCGUUUAUCAGUACGACCUUCGCUUCUUCCUAGGCAUAUUGCAUGAAACCCUAACAGGAGCUGCAGGCCUGAACGAUUUGAAGAAGACAGAUUACGUGGAGAGGCUGGCUGUCCUUUUGUCGGGUCUUUUCUCAACAACAUUCCAGCGCGUAGCCUAUGGCUUGGGGUAUUAUGAUAGACUAGUGUUUGCGUUGCAGCUAUGUUACAUUCGGACUGAGCUGGAUCUUGGCCUGCCCCUGGAAUUGCCAGAGCUUCAGCUCCUUUUACAGGGGUUCGUAGAGGAUCAGGGGUCUCAGACGGCUUCAUGGACAAAUACUCUUCAUGGGGAAUUGACAGCUGAGCAAAUGAAGGCGCUACAGAAACUGCUGGCGCUUCCGUGCUUCUCUGGCCUUCAAGAGCACAUGACAACGCACGAGUCUGAAUGGAUUGCGUUAUUGCGGUUUUCUGCCCCUGAAACAAGCAUUCCUCGUGGCAUUUUCACUGCUGAGCCACACCCGUUGGCAGACAAGAAGAUUGGCAGUCAGCGCUCUAUGACUCUCGGAGAGUGGAUCAAUCUACUCCGGGAGCUACUUGUAUUGAGGGCCUUGAGGCCAGACCGUGUGACGUGUGUUCUAAUUGAGCUAUGCGAAGGUGUUCUAGGGGAGAAUUUCCUUUCCGUUCCCGAACUGACGCAAGACCUGCUUAAAGAGGUUGUUGAGAAGCAGGCAAGCAGUACUUCUCCAGUUUUAUUCGUCUUAUCUCCCGGCUCUGAUCCAAGUAGCCUUAUUACUCACCUGGCCUCCACUGUCCAGCAGCCCAUCAGCUCCGUGGCAAUGGGCAGCAAGGAAGGGUUUGAGCUUGCAGAUAAAGCCAUUGCCAAGGCAACUCGACAGGGCACUUGGGUUUUAUGCAAGAAUGUCCAUCUUUCUCUCAAAUGGCUCCAGGAUUUGGAGACAAACUUGCAUCGUGGCCAGGCACACGCGAACUUCCGCCUGUUCCUCACCAUGGAGUACAAUCCGAAGGUCCCCGCCACGCUGGUUAGAGCGUCUUGCACCUUUGUGUUCGAGCCGCCACUUGGCAUCAAGGCAUCUUUGUACAGGUCGUACGCGAUGCUCUUCGGUGCCAGUGGUGCCCGUGGAGUAUCUAGUCGAAACAGUGCUCGACCGCAACCUGUCCAGCCUCCCGCCGCAGCCCGUUGCCGCUUGCAGUUUCUUCUAGCGUUCCUGCAUGCUAUUAUACUGGAAAGGCGAAGAUAUGCACCUGUCGGCUGGUGCAAGCUUUAUGAGUUCUCUGAGGCUGAUCAGAAAUGUGCAUUGAGCAUAGUAGACUCUUGGCUUGCAACCGCUGCACAGCGUGGUGACACUCUCUCCGACCAUGUAGCUCCAGAGCGACUUCCUUGGACUGCAAUACGAACACUCAUUGCACAAGUGUGCUAUGGGGGACGACUGGACAAUGCUGUUGAUGAGAGGGUCCUGCGGUCGUUUGUGGACUACUUGUUCCGUCCAGAGGCGUUUGAGUCUGAUUUCUGCCUCAAUAUGCCGAACCUGGGGAAGGAUGUGGAGGAUUCGGAAGCAGAAUUGUUGCGAGCCCCAGCUGAGCUCUUCAAGACACACGAACAGUACCUUGAAUGGGUUGACUCACUACCGCCGCGGGACAUGCCAGCAUGGAUCGGCUUCAAUUCGCGCGCUGAGUGGCUGUUGGCUUCCAGGCAGGCGCAUGCCUGCAUUGCCAACUGGUCCACUUUGCUGCUACGUGGCAAGGAAGAGUCACUAGACUUCCACUCUAUCUCAGAGAGCAUUAUGAAGGGUCUCAAACGGCAAAAGAGUGUUGCAGCAAUAAGCGAUGAAAAAGAACCUGAUGAGGCUCCGAAAGCGACCUCGUGGCUCACUUUGCUCAUCCCCGUCGUACAAGCUUGCCUAGCUACUUUGCCAGAAAAACUUCCCGUCUUACAACGGACUGAUACGAUGGUGCAAAAUCCAAUGUUCCGUUGCUUUGAGCGUGAACUAGCAGUUGGUGCAAGGCUGUGUAUGCUGAUUCGCGAGUCUUUGGGAGAGCUGCUGCUCGUCUGCAAAGGUGAAUUGAAAAUAACCAACUCUCUGCGUGAGUUGGCAACGCUGAUAUCUUCAUCGAAAGUUCCAGGGGAGUGGAGUCAGGUUUAUGUCUCUUCUCAAGAACUGACUGUGAAGGAGUGGCUCGAGGAUUUUAGCCGUCGUUUAGCACAACUAGCGAUGGUGUCUCGGGAAUUCGGUGCAGAAGGAAACGACCAGCAGAUCGAGGCAGCUAUGAACUUACUUUCACGACAGCGUGACGAUGGAGAGCUGUCUCAAUGGAGAGUUUGGCUUGGAGGCCUGUUUUUCCCGUCAGCCUACCUCACAGCGACCCGUCAAGCGGUCGCCCAAGCUAAGGGAUGGUCACUUGACGAUUUGGCCGUGGAGGUUCUCGUCGGUUCUGUCGAGGCUAAAGAUGACCAGUCCUUUAUUAUCACUGGGUUAACCGUAGAAGGUGCAGCGUGGAACGCAAACGAAAAGUGUUUGGACGUCGCUGACACGAUUGCGUCAAGCUUGCCGCCAAUGGUCAUGCGUUGGUACCACAAAGGAGAAGGGUGCAAGUUCAAAGAAGACGGGCAAACGUACAUUUCGACCCCGCUGUUUUUGAAUAGGGCCCGCAAGGACCUUGUAGCUUUUGUAGACCUUCCCGCUAGCGAACAAUACCCACCCGCCCUGUGGGUGCAGCGUGGUAUGGCCGUUCUCUUGUGGGGUGAUCUUUAA